Molecule: messenger RNA, 357 nt
Organism: Erigeron canadensis
Lineage: Eukaryota; Viridiplantae; Streptophyta; Magnoliopsida; Asterales; Asteraceae
Product: cysteine proteinase 15A-like
Exons: 2
Coding region: 1-357 (118 amino acids)
Source: RefSeq, a predicted model, not a curated record
AUGCUCCCUUCACUUGUUGCUGAUGUUGCUGCACAUUUUGACAGGCAACUAAUAUCAACUGCCAUUUACAUACACAACCCAGUGAACAUUAUUCCUGAUGGCGCUAAUAAUGAAGAUAUCCUAAUCCAAAAGGUGGAAUGGGAUGGAGAGGAAUACCGCCUCCAGCACGAUUUCAACGUCUUCAAGCACAAGUUUAACAAAACAUACGCCUCCCCACAAGAAGAGGCUUUCAGGUUUUCCGUUUUCAAAGCCAACAUGCGCCAAGCAAUGCAGAGGAACAAGAAUCUUGAUGGAUUCACUAAGUAUUCAGAUAUGACGGCAACUGAGUUUAAGAAGUAUCUAGGGCUGAGGACUUGA